Messenger RNA from Drechmeria coniospora, 1902 nucleotides. RefSeq names its product DUF1941 family protein. The record is from RefSeq and is a predicted model, not a curated record. NCBI's taxonomy places the organism in Eukaryota, Fungi, Ascomycota, Sordariomycetes, Hypocreales, Ophiocordycipitaceae. The transcript is spliced from 3 exons. Bases 1 to 1902 code for a protein of 633 amino acids.
AUGGAUGAGGCCUCGAGUGAGGCAGCUCUCGGGCAUGACGGUGCCAGCAUCGUCAAGAUCCGGCAGCUUCUCAGGACGAAAGAUGACACUCAGCGAUUCGUUGGAUUAGCCCUGCUCAAAUCAGUCCUCGACAACUCUCUCGAGCUCCGCCGUGAUGUCGAUGUUAUCCAGAGCCUCUGGGAGAGCAUGUCCGCCAGCUUCCUCGACAGGCUCCUGCGCACGGGCUCCAAGCCGUCGAGAAACAAUGCGAAAGAGAUGCUGGACCUCGUCGUCUCCGUCCUGCACACGUUUGCCUCCCUUCUGCCGCAGGAUUUCAAGAGCGCGCCCAAGUUUACCGACAGGAUACCGCGCUUGGUCGGUGCACUGCUCUACAGCUCCGGGGAAACGACGGGGCUCUUGCUGGAGCUUCUGCAUGCUUUGGUCACCACUGCGAGCGGCGCACAGGCUCUCGUCAGGAUCGAAGACCUCAGCCCUCUCACCGAGAUCGCGCCCUCGCACGCCGUAGUCUUGGAAAUCCUUCGCUUCGCCUGGCUCACCUCCAUGACUGUCGUCGACGACAAGGCGGCCCUGUCCGAAGAUGUGGAUGAAAACAUGCAGUGCCUCGUCUCGUCAUUCACCGGUACUGAUGGCGUGACACUCUUGGAAUUCACCGGUGCAUUUCUUCGGCAGGCAGAUCCAUCGGUCCUUCCGGUAGUCCCAAGAUGGCUCCCGUCGCUGGUUGGCUUCAUCAAGGGCCUUGUCGUCAGCCGGCCUUCGCCCGAAGCGAGAUCGGCCUACACGAUCGCGGCCGCCUCUCUCCUUCAAGCAUAUCCCGCCGCGGCCUCCAAGCUUCUCUUCACCGAUGAGCCAAAGGAUGGGAAGCCGUUUAGCUACAUGCUCAUCAGCCUCAUCCUCAUCGACAUACGCUCGUCCCUCCCAACACUCCUCGAAAGACUCAACGCUCCAGAGGAGUCCAAUGCAUGUCGGCGCUUGGCAUCUGGGUUCGAUGUUAUUUGCAUCUUCAUCGGCUACCUAGUCCAGUCGCUGGAGGACGAGUCGUUGGAAACAUUCAUCAUGCCGCCGGACAGCCUGCUCAAGAUCAGGACAAGCAUUUCGGAGACCAUGUCCGUGACGGCCGAGUACCUGCGCGAUCGGUGGGACGCUUCCUUUGCUGGCGCGAUGGGUCUCCAUCCCGAUGCGAGAGCCGGCGCUGUGGACACGUCAACCGGUUCGCACCGAACCUUGGCGUGGGACUCGAUCACCGACAGAGCGGACGAUGAUCCCUUCGUUCUAUCUGCCAUCCGAGCCCUGGCCCUCUGGCUGAGGGAAGACGAGAAUGAGCUGUUGCGAAAGGAGGCGACGGGCCUAAUCGACUUGCUCAUGGACCUCUAUCGCGGCGCCAUGCUUGACAAGCUCGACUUUAGGUCUCCCGCCCUCGUCGCCCUCGAGGCUCUGACGACGCUGGAAGAAGGUCGCCAAAUAUUCCUGCGCCAUCAAGGGUGGGAGAUUCUGAGCAAAGAUCUGUCCGGCAUGCUGCAAGGUAUGGCGACGACCAUGUCGGACGCCGACUCGUCUCGAGCCAUCGAAAUCGCCCGCAUCCUCGUCCACGUCGUGGAGCAGUCCCCCAUCGGCACGGAGGAGGAGUGGAUGAACCUCGUCACCACCGUUGCCGGCUGCGACUUCUCCGGUCCGGGAUCCCUUUCCCCUCUCGCCUCAGAGUUCCGGCUUGCGGCUCUGCAGCUCUGUUGCACGCUGCUCAUGAGCUCGACGGAAAUGAUGGGGCGCAGAUUCAAGCACUCCAUCAUCGCAAUCAAUGGCAUCGCAGCGCAACUGCGCCUGGCAAUAGGGCCAGGGGGUGAAUUGGGAGACGAGAUGGAAGACGUCUUGACGACGCUGAAUUUGUUGACAAGGAGAUAUGUUUGA